AAGAAGAAGAAGAACGAAAAGAAGAAGAGUAGUGUAGUAUCUGCACAUGUGGUCACACACAGUCCGUUCGGAGGAAGUCGCAGUAGAAGAAGAGAAGAAUCCCACUGGCAGCACCGAUUUAAGGCUUUAAAGCAGAUAAUAUGAGACCAGGGUUCAGUCCUCGUGGGGACAGAGGACGAGGUGGAGGACGAGGUGGGGGUAGAGGAGGAUUUGGAGACAGAGGAGGAUUUGGAGACCGGGGAGGACGAGGAGGAUUCAGAGGAGGAAGAGGUGGAGGAUUCAGGUCCCCAGAUGGUGGAGGAUUUCGGGGCCGGGGGGGUGGCAGAGGCACCCCGAGAGGAAGAGGAGGCAGGGGUGGUGGAAGAGGAGGCUUUGGAGGAGGGAAGAAGGUCUUGGUUGAGCCCCACAGACACGAAGGAGUGUUCAUUUCCAGAGGGAAGGAGGAUGCCCUGGUGACCAAGAACAUGGUGGUAGGAGAGUCGGUCUAUGGAGAGAAGAGGAUCAGUGUGGAGGAAGGAGAGACUAAGAUUGAAUACAGAGCCUGGAAUCCGUUCCGCUCCAAGCUGGCAGCAGCCAUCUUGGGAGGAGUAGACCAGAUCCACAUCAAGCCCGGAGCAAAGGUCAUGUACCUGGGAGCUGCGUCUGGCACUACAGUUUCCCAUGUUUCUGACAUUGUUGGGCCGGAAGGGCUGGUUUACGCCGUGGAGUUCUCCCAUCGAUCAGGUCGCGACCUUCUCAAUGUGGCAAAGAAACGCACCAACAUCAUUCCAAUCAUCGAAGAUGCUCGGCACCCACACAAAUACCGCAUGCUGGUUGGUAUGGUGGAUGUGAUUUUUGCUGAUGUUGCCCAGCCUGACCAGACAAGGAUUGUUGCUUUGAACGCUCACAACUUCCUGAAGAAUGGAGGGCACUUUGUUAUCUCCAUCAAGGCUAACUGUAUAGACUCAACAGCGGCUCCAGAGGCAGUGUUUGCUUCAGAAGUGAAGAAGAUGAGCGCUGAGAACAUGAAACCACAGGAACAGCUCACACUGGAGCCCUAUGAGAGAGACCAUGCUGUGGUGGUGGGCAUCUACAGACCUCCACCUAAACAGAAGAAAUGAGGUGUGGAAGAAAGCUCGGGGAAACGAUUACCACCAUCUAAUUUUUAUACUGUCAGUGUUUGUUGCGCUCCUAUCCACCUCCCCCUGUCUGCAGAUUUUGCACAGGGUGAAAGCAUAUCUAGCACUGAGGGUCAAAUUUGGCUUCCUUGUUCCUUUUUGACAGUUAACUGACCAACUGCUGGAGGGCCUUUUCUAUUACUGAUGUGGUUGGGAGUCCAUUUACAGCCACAUAUUGGUUGCUAGCAAGUCAUGUUAGCGGUUCAUAAUGUUAUGGUUCAAAUCUGGUUAGACCACACUUAUUUCACAUCUGUUAUGCACAAAUGAUGGGUAUAUCUGACUAUCAGGUUUGUGUUCCUGUGUAACAACACAGUCACAUGUAAAUUAUGUGUAAAUAUCCAGCAUUGUGUACGGUGUAACCCUGUUACAUGAUUAAGCUGGGGAUUUUUGAAUUCACCUGCCCCGUGAUCAAGUUUCUUUCUCACCUGAGUGUUUCAAAAGAAGUGUUUAUCUUAAUAGCUGUAUUGAAAGAAUUUGUUUGGAAUAACUACUAUAUGGUUUGAAUUUUUGGCUCCAGUGAGGUGUUUGUUUCUUUUGCUUGGUCAGUAACUUGUUAUUUGUGUGUUUCCUGAUCCUUCUUUUACUUAAUGGCUUUUUUUUUUUUUUUUAAAUGAAGUAGUGUACUCCUCGUUAUUGCUUUUAUCUGGAUGCUUUUGAUUUCAGACUGCAUAAGCCACAUAUUGUUAGGGAUAUUCCAAGUAUCCACACAUCAUACACGCCAGAUGCCUAGUAUUUUUAGUGUAUAAUAAGUUUGUCAGAACUUAUGUAUGGUAAAUAAACUUGUCUGUCUUGAA
Messenger RNA from Morone saxatilis (striped sea-bass), 1951 nucleotides. It is a transcript of the gene fbl, whose product is annotated as fibrillarin. The transcript is spliced from 9 exons. The record is from RefSeq and is a predicted model, not a curated record. The coding region runs from base 141 to 1100 and encodes 319 amino acids. Gene Ontology annotation, molecular function: RNA binding; rRNA methyltransferase activity; histone H2AQ104 methyltransferase activity. Gene Ontology annotation, biological process: box C/D sno(s)RNA 3'-end processing; rRNA methylation. NCBI's taxonomy places the organism in Eukaryota, Metazoa, Chordata, Actinopteri, Moronidae. Gene Ontology annotation, cellular component: Cajal body; nucleolus; small-subunit processome.